Pseudomassariella vexata is the source of this 568-nucleotide messenger RNA. RefSeq lists its product as uncharacterized. Bases 161 to 457 code for a protein of 98 amino acids. Lineage: Eukaryota; Fungi; Ascomycota; Sordariomycetes; Amphisphaeriales; Pseudomassariaceae. The record is from RefSeq and is a predicted model, not a curated record. The transcript has a single exon.
AUGUCAUCACAUAUUACAGGCCUCUAGUGGGCAAGCCACUUGGGAUCGUUGCGGUGACGAAAGAGGACGAGGCGGUGAGCUCAACCACACCCAAGGGACACCCUGUGAUCGACGUCUUGAUGUGCUAUUUGGGGCCUGUCUAGGGCUGAGGCCGCGUUUGAUGUUGGUCCGACCAAUCUGGGCUCUGGGCAUGUCUGGAUCCACGGUGCGGGCAUGCGGAAGUAGAAAUGCAACAAGCUAUCGUUACGACGAUGGGGUGAAUCACGUCAGUCAUACAGUAUCGUCAGCUCUGCGAGGAAGAUACUUGGGUUUCCAUUGGAAGUGGGGGUUUACGCCGAGAACUUCGAAGAAAGAGCCAAGAGAACUGUUUUUUUGCCUUUCUUUUCGUGAUGGGUACAACCGUGGAGUUCUCUGCCGACGGACGCGCAAUCUGUCAUACGGGUUGGGGAUGUGUUGAGAUGUGGUAAGUGACGUCAUUAGACUCGAUUGGUUGCAGAACAACAACGCCGACGACUCGACUUAACCUCGACAUUAUAUUCUGCCGGUGCUUGUCCUGUGUGCUUUUCUC